Molecule: messenger RNA, 887 nt
Organism: Hibiscus syriacus
Lineage: Eukaryota; Viridiplantae; Streptophyta; Magnoliopsida; Malvales; Malvaceae
Exons: 2
Coding region: 203-745 (180 amino acids)
Source: RefSeq, a predicted model, not a curated record
AACCCUGAAGAACUUGAUGCCUUGGUAACUGUAAAAUCAUACGAGGAUGUCAAACAUAUGGUCGACGAGUAUCGUCGUCUCGAAAGUGAAGGAACUCCGAAACUACGUGUUUACAUGUUCCCUUCGAACCCGAUCGUAGUCGAGAACCAGAUGAAUCCUGUUGAUCCCUAUGCCAUUGAGCAGCGUUACAUAGAAGCCAUCAAUGGCAUACAUCGUCCGAGUUCAAAUAACACUAGUGGAAGACAAACCCGUCAACCCAAACCGCUCCAAUUUCAGCACCUCUGCUUGCACUUCCCGUAGAGCAGCUUCUCUGGAUGCUAUUUCAAACCAACAUAAUAAACCCCCCAUGACUAAAGUCCGCAGUUCUCCUAGCCUUUACAACCUCCACCUGCAAAGUAAUAAUCACCAAGUUUACCAGCCACAUCAUCAUUAUCAUCAAAACCACCACCAACCACAACCCUAUGGCAUCCAAUCUCCAAGAACAUCCCCAGAUCAUUGGGCUGAAAAGCCCCCAGGGCCACAUGACUUCAUGAGGAACGCUAUGGGGCACGGUCAUGUUCCGGUAAACCGAGUCUAUCCAGUAGGCAGACAUAACAUGGGGAAUGGAUACCAAGGAUGUUCUUGCUGCUGCGAUGAUUGCGUGGCUUAUGCAAGUGGAGGGCCUUGUAGGAGAGGUAGCCCUUCUACAAGUGGAAGGCUCGAUAAACCGGAUAGUCCGGGUCACAAGAACCAUAUGCCGGAAUAAAGCAGCGGAAUCAAUCAAGUAGCAUAUUGAUCAUCGGACUGAAGAACUGAAAGAUAGGUACAUAAUCUUUUUACUUCAUAGGUUGUUUGCUACCCAAAGAAGGGUAAGACGGUAAAGAAGGAUCUUUUAUUUCCUUCCUCUA